GAAAGAAGAACAACAAACAUGGCUUCCGUUCGUGCCGUUUACCGGAAUCAUAACGACCCGGUGCUACCCGGGAUCCUUGGUGGACAGUCCCUUCCCUAAACCCUAACAUAACCUUAAUUUAACCCUAAUUUAAUUUAACAAUUUUGAAUUCCAACUUGCACGGGCCUUAUAUGUGCCCAUCGGAACCAAAGUUGACGUUUCUGUCGUUUCUAAACGAGACGAAUUGAAUGAAGGACACAUGUAUAAACCAAAUAUGGCAACCUGCAUGAGGAUUGUAAAAGUUUUAGCAGGAUGCCAAAGACAUCUCCUGGUGGCUGGUAUUCCAGCAUAUACAAGUGUUUCUCCGGUUGCAUCCAGACAUCUCCCUGUUAGGACCUAUGCUGCCGCGAAGACAUUUAAAAAAGACAAAAAAGAUGACAAAGAGAAAGAGGAGAAGAAAGAGCAGAAGCCUAUAGACAACACAGGUCGUCACAAACCGUAUGGGCUGACGGCGUGGGUACCGGUGGAUGACGUGUACGUGACCAGGUUCUACCCCAAACCGGUGUAUGAGACCGCGGUGGCUGUGGACAUGCUAAAGAAUUUCCAGACGCUGGACUAUACAACUCUGGACCAGCCUGUUUAUAUCAACCUCAAGUUGGACAUGAAGCUGGAGAAAAAGAAAAAAGUGGAUCCCUUUGUCAGCACAGUUCAUUUGCCACACCCGUUCAAGACAGAAGUCAACAAAGUUGCAGUUUUCACAGAGAAUCCUGAUCAAGCUAAAGUAGCCCAGGAGAACGGAGCUGCGUUUGUGGGAGGGGCCGACCUUGUGCAGAGAAUCUUAGAUGAUGAAGUGGAUGCCGAUUUCUACGUAGCAGUCCCAGACAUGAUCUCCAAACUACUGCCUCUGAAGAACAAACUGCGCAAGAAGUUCCCGAAGAACAAGAGAGGGUCGGUUGGAGUCGACAUUCCCAAGAUGCUGGAGUUGUUCAAGACUGGCCAUGAAUAUACAGUGGAGAAGGACGCUGUCAUCACUAGAGUAGGAACGCUGGACAUGCCCAAGGAGCAGCUUAUAGCCAACAUGCAGACUGUCGUCGAGGAUGUCUGCUCUCACCGGCCGGCUAGCUUCGGACAUUUCAUAGAGCGAGCGAUCGUCAGUAGUCAGACGAGUGAAGCCUUGCUCUUUAAGAGUGAAGAACUCGUACAGAAAACACCAACGGAUAAGGAAGCUUGAAGUGUUCCUUGUGAUUUUUAUGUAUUACUGACUGUGUACACUGUAUUGAAUAAAGUAUGAUGAUAUGUUUUACGUGA
Molecule: messenger RNA, 1287 nt
Organism: Salmo salar (Atlantic salmon)
Lineage: Eukaryota; Metazoa; Chordata; Actinopteri; Salmoniformes; Salmonidae
Source: RefSeq, a predicted model, not a curated record